This is a messenger RNA of Mycetomoellerius zeteki, 2465 nucleotides long. RefSeq names its product spastin (gene spas). Gene Ontology annotation, molecular function: ATP hydrolysis activity; microtubule severing ATPase activity; ATP binding. NCBI's taxonomy places the organism in Eukaryota, Metazoa, Arthropoda, Insecta, Hymenoptera, Formicidae. The record is from RefSeq and is a predicted model, not a curated record. Gene Ontology annotation, cellular component: microtubule cytoskeleton. The coding region runs from base 582 to 2465 and encodes 627 amino acids. The transcript is spliced from 6 exons.
UGGCGGAUAAGAAUACCUAUAUCUUUAGUGCUCUAGCCAAACUGGAGUGACUGCGAGGAGUGCCAGGACUGUCAGGAGUGGCCAGGAGUGCCAGGUAUUGCCGUGUUGCUGGUGCUGCCAGGACGGGAGGGAGCCAUGAAGGGAGCAUCGAGGAAGCGUCGAGGAAGCAUCGAGGAAGCGGGUCAAAACAAGCGAUGCUCAAGCUGAACGAAGGCUCGUGUCGCGUGCCUUUGUUGGUUGCCGCUCACCGCUGUUUCGCGAGAGAGGAACGAAAGGGAGAAGCGCGUGAGAUCGAUUCGUUCCCAAAUUUUAUCUCUGCUUUUCUUCCAAGAGAUAUCUCCUAAGUCGCGUAAUACUGAGGUUCUCCGCGGCGUCUCUUGCCGCCUGUCAAGUGUCACUCCUAAUAGUCCUAAUUCGAAUUUCGAGCAACGACGAUGUAGACAUCCUCGGCCGCCGCGUGCGGGGAUGUCGGCAGUGUCGGCAGUGUCGGCACGGCCACUCGUGAAUCUCACCAUCAUCGACGACCGCAAUCACGAGCAACGCAAUUCCGCAAACGUACGGAAUCUUAUCCUUCUUGGGAGAUGUCUUGCAGCGAUGGCACGCGCCCGACCCGUAAGUUCGGCACAAAGUCGCCGAAGAAGCUCUGCGUAACCAAGAGCGAGAACGGUGAGAAAACCACGACGACCAUCAGCUGUGCCGGCCACCGUCACAAUCAUCACUAUCAUCACGGCCAUCAUCGCUUCCUAGACGGCUCCUCUCAGCCCUCGGUACACAAGCGCAAUCUCUACAUUGUCUCCUUUCCCCUGAUACUGCUGUUCAAUGUCCUGCGCACUCUGCUGUAUCAGUUGUUUGUGGUGUUCAAGUACCUGUAUACCUCCACGUCUCAGCUGAUCCAGCGCAGACAGGCGUCCAAACAAGCCUGUCAAUUGGAGAUUGUCGUGGGACAAAAGCCAACGGAUGGUCGUUUGGUGAUCAAUGGUAAUCGACUAGAAGGCGAGACCAUGUCGCAAGUGCCUAGACGUCCUAUCGGGCCAGGACCCGGGGAUCCAUUGCUAGCUAAGCAAAAGCACCAUCAUCGCAGAGCGUUUGAAUUUAUUAGCAAAGCGCUCAAAAUCGACGAGGAUAAUGAAGGACAAAAAGAAAUGGCGAUAGAAUUGUACAAAAAGGGAAUUGGAGAAUUGGAGAAAGGAAUAGCUGUAGAAUGCACUGGUGGACACGGCGAGGUAUGGGAGCACGCCCAAAGACUUCACGAUAAGAUGUGUACGAAUCUGGCAAUGGCAAAAGACAGGCUCGAUUUCCUUGCAUCUGGUAGGAAACUAUCGGUCCCUGGUAAAAGAAUAACAGGAACACCCCUAAGUAAGAGCCAGACAUUGCCUCGAAGUAUGGGUAGAUCGAUGCCUAUUCAACCUUGCCACCGAACCAUGCCUAUCAAACCGUCCUCCACACCACCCUCUGUAAAAAGACAACUGUCUGUACCGGGCAACGGUUCACCUAUAAGACGUCCAGGAACACCGACCACUUCGAACAGUAACAGGAGCACACCAACGAGAAAAGUACCCAUUUUAAAAGGCGUAGAUCCAAAACUCGCGCAAGUGAUUCUCGACGAAAUCUUGGAAGGAGGAGCACCAGUGCAAUGGGAAGACAUUGCUGGCCAAGAGACCGCAAAGCAGGCUUUACAAGAGAUGGUAAUCCUACCAUCGCUAAGACCUGAGCUAUUUACCGGUCUGCGAACACCCGCGAGAGGAUUAUUAUUGUUCGGGCCACCAGGAAACGGAAAGACAUUGUUGGCGCGUGCUGUUGCGACUCAAUGCAAUGCAACAUUUUUUUCAAUCUCUGCAGCUAGUCUCACGUCGAAAUAUGUUGGAGAGGGUGAAAAAUUAGUGAGAGCUCUGUUUACCAUUGCUCGAGAGUUUCAGCCCUCUGUUAUUUUCAUCGAUGAAGUGGAUUCAUUAUUGAGCGAGCGUAAAGAUAACGAACACGAAGCUUCGAGGAGGCUAAAAACAGAAUUCUUAGUCGAAUUUGAUGGUUUGCCAUGCAAUCCAGAAGAAAGAGUGCUCGUUAUGGCUGCUACAAAUAGACCGCAGGAAUUAGAUGAGGCUGCAUUAAGGCGAUUUACAAAACGCGUAUAUGUUACGUUACCUGACUUGCAGACGAGAAUUGUGUUACUCCGAAGACUCUUGGCCAAACACAAUGAUCCAUUGACGCUCGAAGAGUUGAAUGAGAUGGCAGUUUUGACGGAAGGAUACUCGGGAAGCGAUUUAACUGGUCUAGCUAAAGAUGCAGCACUUGGGCCUAUUAGAGAAUUGAAUCCAGAUCAGGUGAAAGAAUUGGAUCUUAAUUCCGUUCGUAAUAUCACAAUGCAAGAUUUCCGUGAUUCUCUAAAGAGAAUUCGUAGAUCCGUUUCACCGGCAAGUCUAGCUGCCUAUGAGAAAUGGAACUUUGAGUAUGGAGAUGUGAGUCUUUGA